Rattus rattus (black rat) is the source of this 750-nucleotide messenger RNA. RefSeq names its product 60S ribosomal protein L7a-like. The transcript has a single exon. The coding region runs from base 7 to 750 and encodes 247 amino acids. The record is from RefSeq and is a predicted model, not a curated record. Lineage: Eukaryota; Metazoa; Chordata; Mammalia; Rodentia; Muridae.
AGCAAGAUGUCCAAAGGAAAGAAGGCCAAGGGAAAGAAGGUGGCCCCGGCCCAUGCUCUGGUCAAGAAACAGGAGGCCAAAAAGGUGGUCAAUCCUUUGUUUGAGAAAAGGCCUAAGAACUUCGGCAUUGGGCAGGACAUCCAGCCCAAAAGAGAUCUCACAUGCUUCGUCGAAUGGUCCUGCUACAUCAGGCUGCAGUGGCAAAGAGUCAUCCUCUAUAAGCAGCUCAAGGUACCUCCUGCCAUCAACCAGUUCACCCAGGCCCUGGAUAGGCAAACAGUGACUCAGCUGCUUAAGCUUGCCCACAAGUACAGGCCAGAGACAAAGCAGGAGAAGAAGCAAAGGCUGCUGGCCCGCGCUGAGAAGAAAGCUGCUGACAAAGGGGACAUCCCAACUAAGAGACCACCUGUCCUCCGAGCAGGGGUCAAUACAGUCUCCACCUUGGUGGAGAACAAGAAGGCUCGGCUGGUGGUGAUUGCCCAUGAUGUAGACCCCAUUGAGCUGGUGGUUUUCCUGCCUGCCCUUUGUUCAAGGGAAAGGCCCUGCACCACUGUUGCUUUCACACAGGUUAACUUGGAAGACAAGUGUGCUCUGGCUAAGCUGGUGGAAACUAUUAGGACCAAUUAUAAUGACCGAUAUGACGAGAUCCGCUGCCACUGGGGAGGCAAUGUCCUGGGUCCUAAGUCUGUGGCUCGCACUGCCAAACUGGAAAAGGCAAAGGCUAAAGAACUCGCCACUAAACUGGGUUAA